AUGACUGCAGCCACCGCACACAGCGUCCCCAUCCCCCACUCCGAUGAGCAGAUCCCCGUGAUCGGUUUUGGCUCCGGCACAUCGUGGCAAUGGAAGAAGAAGGCCUCGGAAAGCACGGCCGUCUCCGCCGAUAAGCCCAGCAACGUCGACCCGGACCUUGUGCAGUCCAUUGUGGACGCGUUGGAGACAGGCUUUUCCCACGUGGACACGGCAGAGUUCUACACCACGCGUCCGGAUGUCGGACAGGCGGUUAACGACUACCUCAAGAAGCACCCGGAGAAGAAGCGGUCGGACGUGUUUGUGACAGAUAAGUACAACUCGCACCCACCAGACACGCCGAACGUGCUUGCGGACGGGUCCAUCCGCGGGCCGUAUGCUUCGCUCAAGCAGGGGCUACAGCUGAUGAAACUAGACUACAUCGACCUGUUCCUGCUUCACACUGCAGACACGCCGGACGGCCUCUCGCUAGAGGACGCGUGGCGGGAGAUGAUCAGACUCCGUGACGAGGGCCUCGUGAAGAACAUCGGUGUCUCCAACUUCGACGUGCCACAUUUGCAGCAGUUGCAGAAGGCUACCUCGGUCUUGCCGCAGGUGCUCCAGCUGGAGUUCCACCCCUACCUGCAGAACCAGAGCCCAGGCGUGCACGAGUUCUGCCGGAACAACAACAUCCUCAUCGAGGCGUACGGGCCUUUGGUCCCUAUCACGAAGGCGAAGGAGGGACCACUGAUCCCACUCCUCGCCGAGCUUACAGCCAAGUACGGCGUCAGCGAGACUCAGAUCCUACUCAAGUGGGCCCACAGCUUCGGCGUCGUCACGGUCACCACCAGCUCCAAGAUCGAGCGCAUGAAAGACAUCUUAGGCGUCUUCGACCUCGAACUCUCCGCAGAGGACCUCAAGAAAAUCACCGACGUGGGGAACUCCUGGUUCUUCAGAGCCUUUGCCAUCCCUCCCCUGCCAACGUGGGACGAACAGCUCAAGAAGGAGAGAAACGUCCUUAACAUCUAG
Messenger RNA from Pichia membranifaciens NRRL Y-2026, 1005 nucleotides. RefSeq lists its product as hypothetical. Gene Ontology annotation, molecular function: oxidoreductase activity, acting on NAD(P)H as acceptor. Lineage: Eukaryota; Fungi; Ascomycota; Pichiomycetes; Pichiales; Pichiaceae. The coding region runs from base 1 to 1005 and encodes 334 amino acids. The record is from RefSeq and is a predicted model, not a curated record. The transcript has a single exon.